Messenger RNA from Salvia hispanica, 1484 nucleotides. RefSeq lists its product as uncharacterized. Lineage: Eukaryota; Viridiplantae; Streptophyta; Magnoliopsida; Lamiales; Lamiaceae. The record is from RefSeq and is a predicted model, not a curated record.
GUUGAAUGUAUUGUUCUCUGCUCUAAUCAUUCACUCUUUCCACUCAACCACUCCCUCCAUUCAUCCCCUGUCUCUUGCCAAGUUCCUAUUUUUACCCCCUUUUCCACUGUUUUAUGCCUUGAUAUUGUGAUCAGUUUAAGUAUAGGAGCGAUAUCCUGCUAUGGAUUUCAAAGGUGUAGCUUGGGCAGGAGACAUAUAUGAGAAGUUCGAGGCGAUGUGUUUGGAGGUCGAAGAGAUCAUGUACGAGGAUACUGUCAGGUACGUUGAAAACCAGGCGCAGAAAGUCGGUGUGAGUGUAAAGAAGUUGUACGAAGAAGUAAUGCAAGAUUUGCUUCUUCCGUCUCGUCUAGGCCCUGCGCCACCACCGGAAACUGAUAUCAACGAGAAGCCUAAUCCGACCACAUCAGAGAUCAACAACAAACAGGCUGUAGUCGAAGAAGAUAUUUGCAAUUCAACACCUCAAGACUCGACCCCAAGUGCUCGUGAUGGCGAUGAUGCAAAGCGUCUCUCUCCCACGCCACAUAGAGUUUUGGUCGAAACUACUCAAUCCGAAGAAUGUUGUGGAGAGAGUAGGAGAGCUGGUCCGACUAGACGCCCUAUCGGAAUAAAAAGGAUUUCUCACCCUCCAGAAGCACCUCGUCCCACGCCUUCUUUGUGUGAAACACGAAGCAAUUACUUUGUGGUUAAUGAUGACUUGAAUGUAACAGCAUCAUCGGAGUUGUUUGCUCGACAUGAUUCUGCCGAAGCAGUGGCCACAAGUCGGCCUAUUUCUGAUGCUUCACCCGAGCCCUGCAGCUCUAACCAAAUCCUUUCAGCCGAAUCUGUAAAGCAAGAUGAUGGUGCUACCCCUGCGCCUAUUGAUAUGUUCAGGGAAGACGGCUCACUUUCUCGUACCAAUUCAUACAUUAUAGAAACUUGCCAUAUUGGAUCAGCACGCGAAGGAGCCACUGCGUCUUAUGAAGAUAAUUUCGAUAUUGAGGUAAUCGAUCCUACUGAAAAGUCGAGGUUAGAGGAAAGCUGCGUCUUGGUGGAAGGGAACGAUGAUGAACUCCAUUUCGUCUCUCGAGGGUCAAAGAAACACAAGUCGUACAAGAAAAAGAUCUACAACGUGCUUUCAUCGAAGUUGAGGUCGACAAAGAAGCGAGACCUAUGCGUUUCCGGGCUUGAAGAUUUCAGCGACAAGAGCGAAGCAGGGGUGAAGAGCUCAGUUCUUGUAAUCGACUGCAACGAAAGAAAACCGGCUGCUGAAAGUUCUAGUGACUUUGGUUGGGAGCUUCUUUAGGUACGUUUCUGCAACGAAUCCGAAGACGAUCUGUGUUACUGGCUCGCGGCUAAGAUAAGGUUUAGUAGAGUUGAAUGCAUUGUAAAAAUAUGGCUUGCUUAUUAUAAAGGUCAAAACAUUCAAGAAUUUAAGCCCCUUUGGAUAGUGUAGGAUAAGAUUUGAUAUAUUUGAUAAAUGAAAACAGAGUGAUUAAAACAUCAAA